This is a messenger RNA of Doryrhamphus excisus (bluestripe pipefish), 6949 nucleotides long. Lineage: Eukaryota; Metazoa; Chordata; Actinopteri; Syngnathiformes; Syngnathidae. The record is from RefSeq and is a predicted model, not a curated record.
UUUGCCCGCUUGUCAGCUGCACGCGACGUGCGGCGUUGAUGUUUGCUAUGUGGAAGACGAUGACAACACAACGCCACGGACGUUAUUAAUCGUUUCUUUACAUAACUGGAACUGAACUAGUGUUUUGUUUUUUUUUUUUGUUUUACCACAGUGACCAGUACAUGAGGCUGCCUUUCGUUUGGCGCUCUUUUGUGAACUCUUCGAAAGUGAAUGGCCUGAGCGGAGAGCGACAUGAGUUGGGCCGAGGACGACUGGACCGUGGGCUUGUCGGGUCGGGUUCUGCAAAAGGUGAAGGAGCUGCAGAUCCACCAGGAGCGUCUGUCCAGGGAGAACAAGCAGAAGCAGCUGCAGCUGGACAACAUCCAGAUUAGCUACGAUAAACAAACGGCGAAGUACGAGGAGGCGCGCGUGGAGCUCCAAGCGGCGCACAGGGAGCUUCAAAGUGUCCGCGAGGAGGUCAAGUCGGCCGUGACCAGCGGUCAGCGCCUCGGCCAGGAGCUUCAGACCAAGCAGGCCCAAGUGUGCUCGUUGGAAGGCCAGUUGGAUGCCGCCCGGACCCUCGGCAACAAACUCACACAGGAAGUGAAAAGGCUUGAAGCAGAACUCGAGAAGUUGCACAGGUCAGCGGACACCACUCCCUUCUCGACACCCUGCUGGAGCGCUACCUCGCCCUGGGAUCACCACGGGAGCCGAAAUGAGGAUAGGACAAGCCCGAGAGAGGAAGCUGAGAGCCGGUCCCUCCGCAUCCGACAGCGGCUCCCGUUCUCAGAGACUCCCUCCACACCGUUGCCGCGGCAACUCAAGACCACGCCCCGCAGCCACCCGUCCGACCAAUCGGACUCUUUUGCCGCUCCUCUGGCAGUGUUUCCGUGGGAGCGCGACGACCCGGGGCCCGGAGCCAAGAGACCAUCUCCAUCUUCUCCCCAGACGCCAUGUGGCGACAUCGUCCAUCACGGCCAAUCACGGCAGGAGGCUUCAGAGGGCGAGCGAGAGAUCAGAGCGCAAACGGAAACGUCUUUGUCCCGAAUGCAGCACCGCAUAUCAUCUUUGGAGGAAGAGCUGAGUGGAAAAAACGAGUUCCUGAAGUCUCUCCAGCGUGACACGGAACAGAGCAAGAAGAAGAUGGCCUCCAGCGAGCUCGGCCUGCAGAGGGCGCACAACGAGCUCAGCGCAGCUCGCACGCGGAUAAGCCAGGAGAGUGAACGGGCCUCGGUUGCUGAACUGAGACUGAAGCAGAUUCAAGAGGAGCUCAAGUGUCAGAGGCAGAACGCCGAGAGCGGUCGACUGCAGCACCAACAACGCACGAAGGAGCUGGAGAAGCAACAUCAGAGGGACCUGCUGGAGCUGCAGAAGGAGAAACAAGGCAUGGAGAAGCAGCAUCAACAGGAGGCCAAUAAACUCAACCAGGAGCUCCAGCAGGCCAGGACGCUUCACAAUGGCCUGCAGGCUCAGGUUGACAAGCUGUCUCUGCAGAAGCAAGCCCUGGAUAAAGAGUCGGCGUCCUUGAAGGAACAAGUGAAGUUCAGCGAGAGACAGCUGCAGGAGAGUCAGAAGAAAGAGAUUCAAAUCCAAGCCAAACUCCAGGACGCCGUGCGUGAUGCGGAGGGCGCGGCGCUAAGUCUGGAGCAGAGCAAGAAGAGAGAGCGGGCCUUGGAGGAAGAGUCAAGUAGGCUGGAAGAGCAGCGAGCCGAUGCUCUUCGCCUCCUCAAAGACCUGCAAGAGCAAAAAGCGACCCCUCCUCAUGCCGAUACACCGACAGUCCACGUGUCUCCUGUUGGACAACCUUUCUCUCCUCCUACUCCAUCUCCAACAUACACCAAGAGGCCCGUCACCCCCAGAGUAGAGCAAAGAGGGGGCAAACAAGAGGAACAGAGUCCGCAGAUUGUUGCCUCUUACCCCCACGACCGAGAACCGGGAGAAGGCAUCGACUCCGAACACAUCCUAACAGACUCCGAGCGUCCCCACAGAGAAGGAAACCACAAGGAGAAGCAUUCUAACGACCGAUUCAUUCUUGAUUCCCUCACGUCUGAACACUCCGUAGCCGCCGACGACCUCCAGAGGGAGAACGCCGUGUUGCGUUCCGAGCUGCGUGACGCGCGCGAGGAGCUCCAGAAACGACUGGAGGACCUGGAAGCCCAGCGUCGAGCCGAAACGGAGGCCGGGACGCGUCUGAAACAUCUGAGCCGCAAACACAGCGGCCAGGGCAUGAUUGACAGAGACGAGCAGGAGAAGCCGUGGAGGACUCAGUUUGAGAAGGAGAAAGCUGAGAGCGAGCGCUUGAGGAAGGCCCUCGCCGCUUUGGAGACGGACGUGGAGAGACGCGAGGACGGGCGUGCUCAGGAGGAGCGGGAGACGGAGAUGAUGCAGUUGAACCUCCAGCUGAAGGAGCAGCUCGGCCAGGUGAAAGUCCACUUGGCUUUAGAGCGAGAAGGUCGGGAGCAGGAGAAAGCGGAGCUGACUCGAAUCACUGCAACAAAGAGAGAAUUGAACAUGAAAGUGGAAGAACUUGCCGGCGAGCUUGCUGAACUGCAGCGCAGCAGACACGAAGAGGAGAAACACUCCGGCGGUCUCACGCUCCGCCGACUCGACUCCAACGUCAACAAACUCCCGUUGCCGGAGCAACACGUCCUCUUCUGCCAGGCCGCAAACCGGCACGACGUGACGGCGGAUCUCAUCCAAGAGGAGCGCACGACGACUCGCUCCGACCUCCAGAAGGAUGAGUCGGACGUCUCGGACCUCAAGCAGGAGAUUGAACGACUCAGGAAGGAAAAUGCGCAGGAAACGGAGCGUGCUGAGCAGUCCCAAGUGAAACUGACCGCCCUUCAAAACCAGCUGACCGGUCAAACCCAGCAGCUAACUCUCGGCUUCGAGAAGCAGAGCCAGUACAUCACCGCGCUUCUCGCCGAGCUUCGGGAGAAGGACCACGCCCUCCUCAGCCAGGCCGAGGAACUGCAGCGCUGCGCACGAGCGCUGGAUUCGCUUAAGGCCGAGGAAGGAAAAGUCGGCGAGAUUGUUGAUGAAGGCCAAAUAGACGAUGCGCUCGACUCCGUGGAUUCUCUAGUCAGCGUCACGGCUGACUAUCUCGCCGACUCCGAUCAACAAGCGGAACACCUCGUAUGCUCCGCUAACACUGAAGGUAUCCAAGCCUCUGAAGCUGUGUGCGGUCAAGAUGGAGGACAAGCACCUCCACGCCUCAUCUGCCACCUGAAGCAGCAGGUGAAGGCGCAGCAGAAGGAACUCCAGCGACUCUCUCAGGUGGCCAAGCAGCAAGCCGAGGAGUUGGCCAUCUGGAGAUUAGCUUCCCAGCCCGACUCCGCUUCCGAGAAGGAUCAGACCCUUCCCGACCCGGGAGACCGCUCCGCACUGGUCAUCAGAGAAGACGAGGUGCUCCUCUCCUGUACCUCCAAGAGACUCCAAGGCCGCAUGCUGUCUACCAGCGUGCAACAGAACAACUCGGCAGAGCUGAGCCCCCUCCAUGCGCCCCCUGCAGCCAUCAACAAGGGUUCAGGAGAGGAACCCAAGCCGUCGGGUCCACGUUUAGCCCAACACAAAGCGGAGCAACAGUCCGAAUUUCUCCGCACGCCAGCCGUGCAAGGGGGUCAUCGACACGUCGCCACGGAUUCAUCCCGACGUCCCGAUGCCGCGUGGAGCAGCUGGGGAUCCACCAGCGACUCCUCGGCGACAAGCGUCGGCACUCAAACCGAGGGGGGUCACGCCGCCGCAGCAGCAGUAGCACCUGAGCGCCGCUGUGCGCACACACAGACGGAGGAUGAGGAGGACGAAGAGUUAGACAACGCUCCUCCGACCGCGCCCAGAGUUGAGACGUCGGAGGUGAGAGAGACAAGAGACAAAAUGCUCUUUUCCACUUCCUUCCCCAUCCCGGCGGACCCCGUGCGUCUGGCGGAGAGAAUACGACGAAACAGGACGCAGCUGUCUGCCGCUUUUGACGAUACCGAAUAUGAACCGUAUGGCCUCCCGGAAGUUGUUAUGAAAGGCUUUGCAGACAUCCCCACCGGGCCCUCGUGCCCCUACAUUGUGAGGAGGGGCUUGUUGGGGACGGUCGUCGUCCCUGUCACUCAGAAGGAGGCGAGUCCAGAGGACGAGACGGACUGAUAGGCGAGCACGCAGAUGCCUUCCAUGGACGACAUGGGCUUUUAAAGGGACACACACCUCCACCUCCACCUUGCACCUGGGAUGUCUUCAUCAUCAUUACGUAGCUUCACAGACACCACUUAUAAAUAUAUUUAUAUAUAUUUAGCAACGUACAUCACUAAACGCUAUUUAUGCUUUAUUAACUUUAUAUGAACUCAUGGCUGACUGAGUGAGUGGAUCGGUGCCUAGAUUUUUUUUUUUUUUUUUUUUUUUUUUAAAGAUGGCGAUAACGCCGUAAAGGCCAAAGUGAGCCUGUUGUUGUAAAAUGUGACAUUUGUGUUUAUUUCUGUGUAUCUUAUUUAUAGACAUUUGAUUGUGUUUUAGUGAAGGGCAGGUGUUUACAUAAACGCACCGUAUAUGAAAGCAUAGAGUGUAUGAAUGUGUGUGUGUGUGUGUGGGUAUGUUUUUAAACACAUCUACAUCUGGAUGUUGAUGUGUGUGUGUGUGAGUGGGUGUGGGGGAGUACCAGAGUGGGGGGCCGGUUUGUGUGACUAACCUGCGUUGCUUUCCGCUCCAUUUAUGGCGAUACGCUCUCCCGAACGCUGCUUCGCUUUUCCUGUCGUGUAAUGAUGAUGGCAUACUUGUCGGUUCGACCUGCUCGUCCUGAAAGUGAACACACUGUUUUAUUAGCCGACUACACACACACACACACACACACACACACAAGCUGCUUAAUAUCAUCAGAUAUGGCUAGCUUGUGUUUACGAUGCAUGGAACACGUCAAAGGAAAAGUGCACUUUUUUUUUUCCCGACAUCCAUAAUUCUUACGUGAAAUAUGACCGCGCAUCUUUCAUCUUUUCUGCGAAAAUACAGUAAACCUCUGAUAUAUCGGAUUCAAUUGUUCCCACUGGUUUUGUCCGAUAUAAGCGAAAUCCGUUAUAUGCGUAUACCGGAAAAUGUCCGUUUUACGCAUAUAUCGGAUUUAUAUCCGGUAUAUGCGUAAAUGGGAUUUUAUCCGUUAUAAAAAGGCACUUCCUUUCAAGAAAACAACCUAAAAGCGUCAUUUUUGACCCACUUAUCCCUUGUAUUAUGUUACGGGUCAAUUAGACCCGUUUCAGUUUUUGUGUUGACCAAAGUACUGGUUAUCCUUUCUUUUUCUUCAUGAAAUUUUGUGACUUUUCCUCAUCUAGGGUCAUGAACACAAAAACUGAAACGGGUCAAAUUGAUGCGUAACAUAAUACAAGGUUAACUAGCAUGAUUUGUUAACCCUUGUAUUAUGUUACGGGUCAAUUAGACCCGUUUCAGUUUUUGUGUUGACCAAAGUACUGGUUAUCCUUUCUUUUUCUUCAUGAAAUUUUGUGACUUUUCCUCAUCUAGGGUCAUUAACACAAAAACUGAAACAGGUCAAAUUGACCCGUAACAUAAUGCAAGGGUUAACUACCAUGAUGCUAGCAUGAUUUGUUAACAAAUCAUGCUAGUUAACCUUGUUAACCUUAACUGAAACGGGUCAAAUUGACCCGCAACAUAAUACAAGGGUUAAGGAAGAUUUCUUAAAAUGUCUUAAAAUGUAUAAAAAGUAAGUUAAAAAUGUGAAUGGUAUGAUAUCAAAAACAUGUUUUUUGAGGAAUACCUGGAAUAUGAAAUUAUAAAAAAAAUUAAAUUACAAAGAUAUGUCAAAAAAACAACCUGAAAGCGUCAUUUUUGACCCACUUAUGGAAGAUUUCUUAAAAUUUCUUAAAAUGUAUAAAAGGUAAAUUUAAAAAUGUGAAUGGCAUGAUAUCAAAAACGUGUUUUUUUAGGAAUACUUGGAAUAUGAAAUUAUAAAAAAAAUUAAAUUACAAAGAUAUGUCAAAAAAACAACCUGAAAGCGUCAUUUUUGACCCACUUAUGGAAGAUUUCUUAAAAUUUCUUAAAAUGUAUAAAAAGUAAGUUAAAAAUGUGAAUGGUAUGAUAUCAAAAACAUGUUUUUUGAGGAAUACCUGGAAUAUGAAAUUAUAAAAAAAAUUAAAUUACAAAGAUAUGUCAAAAAAACAACCUGAAAGCGUCAUUUUUGACCCACUUAUGGAAGAUUUCUUAAAAUUUCUUAAAAUGUAUAAAAAGUAAGUUAAAAAUGUGAAUGGUAUGAUAUCAAAAACAUGUUUUUUGAGGAAUACCUGGAAUAUGAAAUUAUAAAAAAAAUUAAAUUACAAAGAUAUGUCAAAAAAACAACCUGAAAGCAUCAUUUUUGACCCACUUAUGGAAGAUUUCUUAAAAUUUCUUAAAAUGUAUAAAAGGUAAAUUAAAAAUGUGAAUGGCAUGAUAUCAAAAACGUGUUUUUUUUAGGAAUAACUGGAAUAUGAAAUUAUUUUAAAAAAAAUUUAAACCUCGGAUAUAUCGGAUUCAAUUGUUCCCACUGGUUUUGUCCGAUAUAAUUUUAUUUAUAUUUUUUAUCUGUCCGUUGUGAGCGAAUUUCCGAUAUAUCCGAGGUUUACUGUAGUUCGAAAAGUGGUAGCUAAAAACACACGUAAUAGGACACGCUUACUUUGAAACAAAAACUCCGCGCCAAAACGCUAACAAGGUCGUAUUUAGCGUACAUCACCGACCUAUAUAUAUAAACCAAGCUAACCAUUUAUGACGGAUCGGAACGUGCUCGAUCCCAAACAAUCUGUACCGAUGUGGAAACGAGAACAACAUAUAAAAUAUUAGCCCGUGUUCUAUGUUUUGUUGGAUAUCAUGUGCUAUGUGGGCUGCACGGUGGUCGAGUGGUUAGCGCGUAGACCUAGCAGCUCGGAGACCCGAGUUCAAUUCCACUCUCAGACAUCUCUGUGUGUUCAAAUGAAAUUAAACCAUUACCAAAACGAUAUGCGUUCAAAAGAGU